UUAAUAACAAUCACAUGAUCACAAAUUAUGUUGCCGUGUCAAGUUGUUAGAACAAGAGCAAGCAUCCGUUUUCUGUUUUAAUACUUAGUCAAGUUAACUUUGGAUUCCUGUGUAAUCCCGAUUGAAAGAUAAAUGAGGGCGUCCAGUCGGACUUCAGCAAGGGAAGCAGAGAGACGAAACAAAACUGUCACUCAUUCUGCAAACGGACCGUAUCUUGAGCCAGUUGAGGCAGAGGAUUCAUCGGGUUCGUGUCGUCCUCUACGCCGGCAGGAGCGGGUUUGUUUGGGGGCGGAAUCAGCUUCUUCUGCUGCAGGGCCAGGGGCGUAUUCUGACUGUCCACCCUCUGUUAUAUUAACGUCAGCUCGUGGAGAUAUUAAUUGUUCAGACCCAACCAUGAACACGUUAGCAGCCCAGACAGCCUGCGGUGGGGGCAGCUCCAGAUCCCUCAACAGAAUCGGCCGUUCCGAGUGUAACCAUGACAACUUCAGCAACCUCAACAACGAUUGUAGCAUCCAGAAUGAGUGUCACAUUGGGAGCAAGCCUACAUCAAGUAUGGAGGAAGACGAUGUGUUUGGCGCUUCGAUAGGCACCCUGAGGAGCAGGCAGGAGAUGCGCUGGGAGCUGAGGUACUUCUUCAUGAACCCGUAUCUCAAGUACAAGAAGCGAGGCCGCAAACCCUGGAAGCUGGGAAUUCAACUCCUCAAGAUUAUCUUUGUUACUAUUCAGCUGGUCUUGUUUGGAACAAGCCAGUUCUCUCUGAACAAGUUCUACGAGGGAAACCAAGAAUCCUUUGAACAUUUGUUCCUGAAAGACUGGAAUACGGGCUAUGACUCCACGGCCUACCCAAAGAGCGAUGAACUUUACGCCAUCUAUGAAAAAGAAGUCCUCUUCAGACACCUUGACUAUGUAGCAUAUCAGUUUUCAAACCUGGAAACGAAUGCAAUAGGGACGUACGGCUAUGAUCGGCGAGAAGAAGGGGAGGCUCGCUCUCUUCACGUCUGUCAGGAGAAUUAUAAAGAGAUCAAGAUAACACAGGAUGGGCAGUUUUUUAUCAACGAGACAAUUCAUACCAGUUUCUUGGUCAUCCCUGUCAACACGUCACAAAAUAUAUCUGUCAAAGAUUACUUAGAGCAGCACAACCAAACCCUCUGUGUUGAUACAUUGAGAAAACUCACCUUAAACUUUGUAGUAAGCAGCCUUCAUCUCAAAGAUUCAAAAUCUUUUCCCAUUCCAGAUUGUAUCAAGUUUAAUAUCACUAUCAUGUAUGAUAAUACAGUACACAGUGGCAGAAUGCCUGUUACACUCAAUUUCGAUCACAACUUUUUCACCAACUGCUCCAACAAAAAUGAAUCUGAUGACUUAUCGAAGACGCCAGCAAGGUGGACAUUUUCAAUGGACCUUCUUGUGAUCAUACUCUGUGUUACUUCAAUGAUACUGUGCUUAAGGUCCAUCAUAAAAGCACAGCAGCUGAAAUUUAAAACAAUGCAGUUUUUCAAGGUACACUAUGACUGUACUUUGGGCAUAUCCGAUAAGGUGGAGUUCCUGAAUCUGUGGUAUGUGAUGAUCGUUGUGAGUGAUAUAUGCACCAUCGCAGGGAGCAUCGUCAAGGUCCUGAUAGAAGUAGCUGAUAACACAUACUACGAUCCAUGCAGUCUCCUGCUUGGUACAGGCUGCUUUCUGAUCUGGUUUGGCGUCCUCAGGUACCUCGGCUUCUUCAACAAGUACAACAUCAUGAUCGUGACCCUCAAGGGUGCCAUGCCUAACGUCCUAAGGUUCCUUAUCUGUGCUGGUAUCAUAUAUGCUUCAUACGCCUUUUUCGGUUGGAUAGUACUUGGACCUUAUCAUCCAAAAUUUAAAACACUCAGCAUCUCUGUAGAGUGCAUGUUCUCACUCAUCAACGGAGACGACAUGUACGCAACGUUCCGAGAGUUGUCGACUCGUAACAUGUCUAUCUACGUCUUCAGUAGAAUCUACCUCUACACGUUCAUCAGUCUCUUCAUCUAUGUUGUGCUCAGUUUGAUCAUCGCCAUCAUCAUGGACACCUAUGAAACGAUGAAAGAGUACCAAAGAACAGGCCAUAUAGAGGGCAAGCUUCAUUGCUUCAUGGCCGAGACGUGCGACGAGGACAUCCCCGGGCGGGGUUCAUUCCACACCCAGUCCAGCAUGAUGGAGAGAGGGAGAUGGAGGCAGAAACUUAGAGAUAACCUCUGCUGUAGAAGGUGCAAUUCAUUUGACAGUGAGGACAGUCUGAUCACAUGAUGUCAUUGGAGGAAUCUCCCUGGUUUAGAUACCCAAGCCAAUGUUCACCCUGCAAGCAGAUGGAUGCCUGGAGGGGGAAUCCCCUAAUGUCAAGGAUAAUGUCUAUGGAUCAAUCUUGCACCUUUGGAAGGCUGUAUGUGCGAUUACAGGAUUCCCGGUGCUUUUCACAAAGAUUGCCAUGCAUUCGCAUGAAACUGUAGAAAGGGAAUUCCUUUGCUUCUAACACAGCCAAUGACCAUCCUUGUGAUUGCCUCAAGUGAAAUUUCCCAGUCUAUUUUUAUUUUGGGGGGUACAAUCUGCGUGUUUCUACAGGAGACCCCAAAAUUAAUGAUAUUGUCUACCUGGAAUAGACCCAGACAGUAAACACUAGAAGAAUAAAACCGGUCUCUUUCUACAGAAGGACAAUAAACUAGUUAUUCGCACACUUGACAGACUUUACUGGGUACACUAGAUGUUCACCUUCAACACUAAUGCUAGUACAGUCAAAC
Molecule: messenger RNA, 2747 nt
Organism: Strongylocentrotus purpuratus (purple sea urchin)
Lineage: Eukaryota; Metazoa; Echinodermata; Echinoidea; Camarodonta; Strongylocentrotidae
Product: mucolipin-3
Exons: 14
Coding region: 133-2259 (708 amino acids)
Cellular component (GO): plasma membrane; lysosomal membrane
Molecular function (GO): NAADP-sensitive calcium-release channel activity
Source: RefSeq, a predicted model, not a curated record